This is a messenger RNA of Cyprinodon variegatus (sheepshead minnow), 1262 nucleotides long. It is a transcript of the gene txndc15, whose product is annotated as thioredoxin domain containing 15. The coding region runs from base 124 to 1176 and encodes 350 amino acids. The transcript has 6 exons. Gene Ontology annotation, biological process: cilium assembly. Lineage: Eukaryota; Metazoa; Chordata; Actinopteri; Cyprinodontiformes; Cyprinodontidae. The record is from RefSeq and is a predicted model, not a curated record. Gene Ontology annotation, cellular component: cilium.
UUCCGCCACAGUGUGAAAUAAUAGUUCCGUGUAUCCGGACGCAAACACCUCUUUCCAUCUCUUCAUCAUGACCUGAUUUUCUGUCGCGUUUUUUUCCCAAUUGGUUCUUUUAAUAAUUAAAAUAUGACGCAGAGGUUCAGUAAACCCUCUGUUACCUUUGUUUUUUUAUUUAUGAUCCAUUGUUCCCUCGUACUUAGAGUCUCGGUCGAAGCAACUGAAGAAAAUCAUGAGUCACUGCAGGUUGUGCUGCCACAGGAGACUGUGUCUGAUUUGGAGAACAAUCCCAAGUUUGUUGACGGAGAAGAGGUGGACUCUCUGCCCAAAAGGCAGUUUAAGACGGCUGAAAUCGCAGACGCAGUGAUGGGGACUGAAACCCCCGUCGAUCCGUCUCGCAUGGAAUCCCUUUUUCCCAAGAAUGUGAAGGACAUCACGUCCGGCUUCUCUCCACCUUGUGACGAGAGCAGUAAUCAGUGCGUUUCGCCUGCUCAGGCUGAAGACAUAGAGCAGCUGGAUGAAGAGGAGUCAGAAUCAGAGCAACAGGUUACUCUUCAGAUGGUCCCAGCACACCCUCCAGCUGAGGAGCAGAACACCACAGAGACAACAAAGACAUACAAAGUAAACUGUGACAAGAGGAACAUCACGGGAAUGGAGAACUUCUCCGUGCAGGUCCUCAAUACCUCACAGGACCUGAUGGAUUUUCUAAAUGCCAACAGCUCAGAGUGCUCUGUUGUGCUGUUCUUCACAACCUGGUGUCAGUUCUCAGCCAACCUGGCACCUCAUUUCAACGCUUUGCCCCGUGUUUUUCCCAGCAUGCAUUUCCUGGCACUGGAUGCCUCACAGCACAGCAGUCUCUCUACGAGGUUUGGGACGGUGGCAGUUCCCAACAUCCUGCUGUUUCAGGGUGCCAAACCCAUGGCUCGCUUCAACCACACGGAUAGGACGUUGGAGAUGCUCACCUCCUUCAUCACAAACCAGACAGGGUUUGAAGCAGAUGCCAACAGAAAUGUGACGGAGGCAGACCGCCUUGGGCCACUCCCCAGCAUCCCUGUGAGAGGCAUCGAUUGGCUGCUGGUCUUCUCCAUCCUCUUCAUCACAGGCUUUACCGUCUACGCCAUCUUGCGGGCGGACAGCCUCCGCUGGCUCAUACCUGGACAGGAGCACGAGCAUCAGGAAUGAAAACUUUGAAAGCUCUGAACUUUUAGAUUUUGGCUAUAAUGGCAAUUAAUUCAUGAUUCGUGUUUUUUUGUGUGAAAUAAAAAUAU